Messenger RNA from Frankliniella occidentalis (western flower thrips), 2163 nucleotides. RefSeq lists its product as uncharacterized. Bases 1446 to 2087 code for a protein of 213 amino acids. Lineage: Eukaryota; Metazoa; Arthropoda; Insecta; Thysanoptera; Thripidae. The record is from RefSeq and is a predicted model, not a curated record. The transcript has 6 exons.
AAUAUAAUGCUUUCAGCGCAUGUCUGCAUUGCGGGCUGGCCUACCUUAAGUAUCGCAGGCGCCGACCUCCCCUCAUUUGCCGAAUAAAUCUAAGAAAAACGAACCUAUUUUCUGCGUAGCUGCGUUGCGUAGCUCGCGGCUGGCACUGCGCGGCUGUCCGGAGGGUUAGCCUACCCGACACUUCGCAGGCACGCUCACGAAAUGCGUCACCUCAUAGGUGCACCGAACGGUUUCUGUGGAUGGCCCCCGGGUUAAAGGGGUGGCAACGGUAUUGUUAUUAUUAUUAUCUCACGUUUACCGGGAUCCUCUGCAGCGCCCCAGUCUUCUGCAGGCCUCCCGUUUGGUCGUCGAGUUCUCCAAAGUUGAGGGCUGCGACGAACCGGGCAACGCCAUUCGCUACUACAACGUUGCGACACGCAUGGUCAGCAAGACGGACUUUUCUCUGAGCGGCAACUUCAACGUUACCCGCUCCGUGCCAAGUAUCGACUCGAUUCAGAUCCAGAUCACAAAGUGUCGGGAGAGUGUUUCGUCCAACUCCUGCGAGCGCUUCCAGACCUGGCGCUUCGAAAAUAACCCAUGCAAAGGGUUCGAUAGCCCUUCCGCUGUCUGGGGCUCUGCCCGGGAUCGAACAAAGCCUCGCCUUAGCUGUCCCUUCAAGGAGGGCACCUACAGCUUGCAGAACAUUACAAUCAGCACGUCACUCCUCGAGUCCGUGCCUCUGCCCUGGGAAGGAAACGUCUGGCUUGUGCGCUUCGGCAUGCUUGACACCAAGACACGCUUUCACAUCUGCACGGAUUCGGAGAUGCACGUGCAUCGGGUCCGCGACAACUGAGGGCGCUGAGCGGGGGUGAAGAGAGAGGGGCUUUGGCCGUGAUAUUUGAUAUCAGAUGAAACCUUCAUUCGCCUUUUUGUCAAAACACCAUUGGACAUUCGCCACUUUGUCAUUUAUUUUUCAAGGCGAAUGCCUCUUAUCUCUAAUACUGUGCAUGAUAGUGACUCCAACUAAAAUGCAAAACGGAACUCAGAAGAACAACCUGGGGCAUCCGUCGCCGCGCUGGCUCCAGUCUACCCCAGACACAGAGAUCGCAUAUACCCUGUCUGUCCUUCCUUAAUAAACGAAUGACCGCUGGACGAGUUGGUGGCCCUCUAUUUUGCACUUUAUUUCGACCCUCGUUGUCGCGUCGCUUUCGUUAAAUCUCCAUUUACGUUUAUCCACGAGUCACGCCGCGCGCGGCAUUUUGACCGACAGAGAUACGAUCGGCUCUGCAACAUUGCACGAGUGGCAAGCCGCACGACAAUAAAUGAAAUCCCUCGUUGGCGCCGCUCUUGAAGCUAGUCCCAUCAGUGGCGCCACCGGCUUCGCGGCCAGUAUGUCCUGACCGUGAUUCUAGUGGUAAGGCCUGCGCUAGUGAGCCAGGCUGCUGCCGCCCAUUGUUUGUCUUUGCAUGUGCGUUUGUCAGCCUGCUCCAGGGCGGCGCCAUGGCGAUAUGCUCCUCUGCAUAAAUCUCGCCCUCCUCCUCUUCCUCGCCAUGCACCCCGUCUGCUGGUCGAAGCGCCCAAGUCGCCCACGUGUGCUACAGACCUCCCGUUUGGUAGUCGAGUACCCCAAACUAGAGGCGUGCCGCAACGAGCCAAGCAACGCCAUCCAGUACUUCAACUUUCAGACCCGCAUGAUCAGCAAGACGGAAACUUCUAUGAACGUCGACUUCAACGUCACCCGCUCGGUCCAGAAUGUCGACACGAUCAUGUUCCAGCUCACCAAGUGCCGGGAGAGUGUCUCGUCCAACUCCUGUGAGCGCUUCCAGAACUGGCGCUUCGAAAAUAACCCGUGCAAAGGGUGGGAGGACCCCAACGCCAUCUGGAGCCCCGCACUGACGAAUGUAAAGCCCCGUCUGAGCUGUCCCUUCAAAGAGGGCACCUACCACGUGCGCAACAUCACGACCUCGCCACUCUUGGCGAAGUUACCGCUGCCCUGGGAAGGCAACGUCUGGCUGGUGCGCUUCGGCAUGCUUGACACCAAGACCAAGGCCGGCAUGCACGUUUGCACGGACAUGGAGAUGCACUUCCACCGGAUCCGCGACAACUGAGCGGCUGCUCCGAAAUCUUUUUAGCAGAUGUUAAAUAGCCUUUGACUAAACUUAAAAAAUAUUUAAGCAACUUUAA